AUGACAGAACUCGGAGAGUUCCGGGAGUAUACAAAUUCUGAUAAGCCCUGGAGGGCUCUCCUUCGAGAUACCUCUGCUCAGUGCUCGUUAGACUAUUCUCACCACAACAAGGCCGCUCGUAUCACGUACAAACUUCUACUCGAUUCCAGUGGUGUCCAGGUCAACUUGCACGAUCGAAUCACUCAAACCUCCCUGAUGCGGCCAGCUGAUAUCAUGACGGACAUAAGGUGGAUAGAGGUACCAAACCGGGGUGUUGCUCACGAACUUUUUGGUUCAGUAUUUACGCUUUUCAAUAGUCCAGCCACCGCGGUGCGAGCAUCCAACAAUGGUGAAGGAUAUGCAUGUGUCAGCUUACAAAAUUUCGCACCUCAAUGGGUCGCUGACUCCGGCAACGUCUGCCCACUUAUCAUUCUCUUGGCGAUAAUCACGAUUUCUGAGACUGAUCGAGAUGCCCAUCAUCGGCUACGACGCGACACAAAAUCGGACAACCUCCCCUCAAGCAGCCGCAGCGGACCGAGCGCCCAUGCGAGCCGUAAAAGUACGGCUCAGAGUAUGAAUUAUGUUAAAAUAAUGACGGAAAAUCAACGGCGCUUUGCCGUUGUCGAGGCUAACGUUGCCGGUGUCACCUGGACACUACUCGAGCAGGGUCAAGAUCAAAGGAGCCUGUUCACAACCACUCCGCACCUGGACGACCUCGAUCUCGCGUCCAUUUCGUAAAAUUGGUAUUCUCAUAAACACAAGCCUCGUAUGCUAUAUCGAUCUAUCCAUCUAUCGUAGGGCUCUCCCUACCCUUAAAGCCAGCGUUAUUGAACAGUUAUCCGCAAGACAAGCCGAGUAUCCCAUCAGUCCGUACGCAUGAUUGCUUUGUUUUUUCGUUAAAAGACCUCCGCGCCUGACGUCCGCGUUCGAGGUCCACCUCGACUCUCCUCAUCCCCGCACCUUCACCUCGAACAAGACGCCUUAGGCGAACAUCUUUCCGAAAGCCUUCAUCUGCUUCUCCUUGGUGACCUCUCGUCGCUUGACCAACUUUGCUAAUUCCGUCUUGACCGCCGCAUCCCCUC
Messenger RNA from Filobasidium floriforme, 1061 nucleotides. RefSeq lists its product as uncharacterized. The record is from RefSeq and is a predicted model, not a curated record. NCBI's taxonomy places the organism in Eukaryota, Fungi, Basidiomycota, Tremellomycetes, Filobasidiales, Filobasidiaceae. The transcript has 4 exons. Bases 1 to 717 code for a protein of 238 amino acids.